Messenger RNA from Thamnophis sirtalis, 390 nucleotides. NCBI's taxonomy places the organism in Eukaryota, Metazoa, Chordata, Lepidosauria, Squamata, Natricidae. The record is from RefSeq and is a predicted model, not a curated record.
AUGACCGAAGGCAAGGCUCUCAGAGUCCGGGUGACCUUUGCUAUUAUUCUGAUAGGGGUUGCCUUGAUGUUCACGGCAGUGGUGACCGACCAUUGGGCUGUGCUGAAUCCUAAGGUGGAGGAAUACAACACUACCUGUGAGACAGCUCACUUUGGGUUAUGGAGACUCUGUAUCAAACGGAUCUACAUUGAGGAAAACAAGAUGGAGAAGGAACAUGGCUGUGGGCCCAUAAGCCUGCCAGGAGAGUAUAACUGUUCCUAUUUCACACACUUUGUCUCGGGAGAAAGCACUGAGAUCUUUCAAGUAUCAACACAACGAGGCAUUUUAGGGGGUGAAAGUACCAGACCUAAAAUUCCUAAAUAUAAUGAGAAGCAUUUCCAUGUGUUCUAA